Messenger RNA from Rubroshorea leprosula, 2866 nucleotides. The record is from the annotation of a GenBank genome assembly. NCBI's taxonomy places the organism in Eukaryota, Viridiplantae, Streptophyta, Magnoliopsida, Malvales, Dipterocarpaceae.
ACGGAUUAAAAAUUAAUUUUUUUCUCCUAGGGUUGGGAAUGUUUUCUUUCUCCUCAGAGUUGGAAGCACAGUGACGACAUUGUGAAUCUGGACGUUUUUUCAUGAUGGCCGACACACAUGUGAGGGAUUUGAUGAUGGCAAUGGGAAAACAGCUAUCUUUGAUGGCGGAGGAAGACAAUGGCCUCGAUUUGGAUGAUGGAAAUGGUAUUGACCUGGAGGGGGGCAUUUCAAAAUGGUGCCUUGUCGGCAUAGUACUGACUCGGAAGCGUUAUAAUAUGGAAGCACUGGAAUCAACGCUAGCUGGUGUAUGGAGGCCAGUCAAGGGACGUAUGACCAAAGCAACGGGCGAAAGGAUUGGUGCAGAACUUGGAAGACUCCUCGAGGUGGACGCAGGGGAUGGACGGGUGUGGGGUAUGGAGUUCAUUCGUGUUCGAGUUUGUAUUGACUCAAAGAAGCCUUUACGUCGGGGUAUGAAGCUUUCCUUGAAGGAUGGGCCACUCUGGAUCUCUUUCCGAUAUGAGCGGCUUCCACAUUUCUGUUAUUGGUGUGCCAUGCCAAAGCGAGGAAAACAAGGGGCUGCAGCGAAUAAUGGGAGAUGGCUACGUGACGCUUCCGGCAACCCUAUCGAAGAAGAGCCACGGUGGGGACGCCAGAACCCAAAAAUGGAAAGCCACUCUAAUUUGGAAGCUCGCGGUUCCCAUGGAGAGAUGAUUGAUUUUAAUGGUCGUGAUUGGCGAAGAAAUAAGGAAGAUUUGGUUGUGCAAAUUGAAAAUACCAAUAUCAAAGCUAAUCUCAAGAUUAAGAGCCUUCCAAUCACCAUGAGUAUUUUCUGCUGGAACUGCCAGGGGCUUGGGAACCACCAAGCGAUUUGUUGCCUCAUCGAAUUGGUGAGGCUAAAGAAGCCUGUGGUACCUCUCAACCUGAAUGGAUGCUGCAUGGCUUCAGAGAGGUGGUGGAUGCAUGUGAUUUGGCUGAAGUAUAGAUGGUUGGUGGUCAUUUCACUUGGUGCCAAGGUGGUGUUAAGGAAAAGUUGGACAGAGGAAAAGUUGGACAAAGGAUUAGCUACGCUCGGAUGGAGAACUUUAUUUCCUAGAGCCAAAGUUAUUGCUAUAACUUAUUUCUCUUCAUUGUUUUCAUCAACCCCCCCUAGCAAUAUUGAGCAAGUAACCAGCUAUUUAAGCCCUCGGGUGACAAUAGCAGAUAAUGAUUUCUUGCUAUUGCCCUUCAUGGAGGCAGAUCUCAUAAAGGCGCUCUAUCAAAUGCAUCCUACAAAGGCCCCAGGGCUGGAUGGAUUAUCACCUGGUUUUUUCCAAUGUUUUUGGGGUAUUGUAAAAGAUGAUAUUGUCAAGCCAUGCUUAGAUUUCUUGAACAAUGGAAAGGUUAUGCAAGCACUUAGCUUUGUGGAAAGGUGGAUCAGAUUAAUCAUGGAAUGUGUUUCAUCAGUGACAUACGAGGUUUUACUAAAUGGUAAGGAAGCAAGACAGAUCAUCCCUUCUCGAGGCUUGAGACAAGGCGAUCCACUAUCGCCUUACUUGUUCAUCCUCUAUGCUGAAGGUCUCACAGCCAUGAUUAACAAGGCAGAGAAUAGCAGGAGCUUGCAUAGCAUCCAAAUUUGUAGGAGAGCACAAAAAAUUUCUCAUUUAUUAUUCGCUGAUGACAGUCUUCUUUUCCUCUUUGCCACUGAAACAGAAGCAGCAAACUUAAUAGCCAUCUUGCGAGCUUAUGAACGAGCAUCUGACCAGCUUGCGAUCUCGAAAAAAUCAAGAGGAUUGGGUUUCCGUGCUAUGCGGGAAUUUAACUUACCUAUGCUGGGGAAGCAGGGAUGGCGAUUGUUAAUGCAUCCGAACUCUUUAGCAGCAAGAAUUAGGAAGGCAAAGUACUUUCCUUGUUCGAAUAUUCUUUGUGCAAAACUGAAAUGCCCUUGCAAUGUUACUGGGCGAAGCAUUUGGCACUCAAUUGGAUUACUGAACCAGGGUUGUCGGCGUCUGAGCGGUAAUGGCCGAGAUACAAAAAUUUGGGAUGAUCCAUGGCUACCUAGCAACACACAAUUCUAUGUUCAAUCUCCUCGCCCUGAGGGUUAUGAUCUCCAAUUUGUAUGCGAGCUAAUUGAUGAAGAAACAAACUCAUGGAGGAGGGAUCUAGUUCUUCAGACCUUCAAUGCCCAUAAAGCCCAACUGAUAUUAGCUGUACCUUUAAGUUGGAUGGGGAGGGAGGAUAGUUGGAUGUGGAAUUUUACCAAACAUGAUGCUAUUCACUGGAACGAUGCUCUGUGGAACAACAGAGGCCUUAAUCCCCAUCAUAUUAUUGAACGUAGCCUGCACUUUAAGAUGGAGUACAGGAAAGCCUUGCUGUCUAAGGGUAGGGGAGCUGCAGCUGUUCAAAGAGUAAGUGAAACCAGCGCACUUGCAAGGGACCAUCAAGGGGAGGUGAUAGCAGCUAUGGUGUGUCAGGGGCAAGGGACAGUGGAGGCCGAAGUUGCUGAAGCUUGCAGUUUACGGCGAGCUCUACUAUGGGCUCAAACACUAACUUUAAGAAGAAUUGAGGUGGAAACUGAUUGCAUAACCAUUGUAUCAACAAUCAAUAGCAAAACUCUCAAUAUGAACUCAAGCUUGGGUAUCAUUCUUCUUGAUUGUAGAGACUGAUGGCCUAUUUUGUGUCUUGCCAAUUAAAACAUGUCUAUCGGACUGAAAAUGCUGCUACUCAUGAACUUGCAUGAAGAGCACUUACUAUUGAGGCAGAUGAAUUCUAGGUAGAAGAUAUACUAGAUACUGUUGCGCACUUUGUAAUAGGAGACAGACCCUAUUCUUGAUUAUGUACUGGCUUCCUAUUUCUUCCCUUAAUUUAUGAAUAAAAUCUGUGCAUGAGU